Messenger RNA from Dreissena polymorpha, 1851 nucleotides. Its product is annotated as membrane-spanning 4-domains subfamily A member 18-like. NCBI's taxonomy places the organism in Eukaryota, Metazoa, Mollusca, Bivalvia, Myida, Dreissenidae. The record is from RefSeq and is a predicted model, not a curated record. The coding region runs from base 159 to 581 and encodes 140 amino acids. The transcript is spliced from 2 exons.
GUCUCGAGGAAAUCUUGAUAGUACACUUCCUGAAGCGCUUACUUGUUGCAUUGCAGAAAUUGAAACACUUAGCACUUGACAAUCGAGCAGCUAGUAUCAGUGAUUUGAAAUUUUAUGCGAAGGUUUAUUCAUUAUCGCUGAGUCGGAACACGUUGAAAAUGAAUAUCUUCGUCUUUCUAGUUCUUUGUAUCGCCUGUGCGACACUCGUUGCUGCGGCCGAUGCCAGCGCCAUUAAGACCACAACGACAGUCACUAACAACAUAAUACCGCGUAGACCAACUUCUCUAACCAACAUCACGGACCCUCCAGACAACUUCACAACCCUUCCAACCAACAUCACAACCACUCCAAACAACAUCACAACCCGUCCAACCAACAUCACAACCACUGGACCCAAGACACACAUAACCAGACACACAGACAAGCCUACAGCGACAACAGCGGUCCCCAAGAAGGCCACGAAGUUCCACGCCCUGUCCUUCGGAGCGGGCAUCAUCCUCGGCUUCGGAGUUGCGCUCAUUGCUUCCCUCAUUAUCUAUUGCGUCUUAAUACGGAAGCGCGCCGGAUACGCUUCCAUGUAGGUUAGGACAUUCACAUGAGAUGCGUUCAGGGAAAACUGGGCUGUAUGCAUGUGCGUUAAGUGUCAUCCCAGAUUAGUCGGUGCAGUUCACUGGAUUUUAGCUGAGAAGAGACUUCUUUGAAAGGAAGCAUUCACUAAAAUCGGAAAGUGCACUUCCCAAUAAGCCUGUGCGUACUGCACAUGCUAAUAAGGGAUGACACUUUACGCACAUGUAUUCAUGUGCCCUGUUUAACAGAACGAGCCUCAUAUGAAAUUGAUACGCUUUCGCGGCGGAAAUUAUGGUCAGUUUGUGUCCUUGUAAUCGUGUUAACACUAGGGUAAUUCGAUUGUUCUGAAAACAAGCGUUCUUCAAACACAGUGUGAUGUUAUAUAUUGUUGUUUCACAAUUACUUUCAUAAAAUUACGAAAAAAGAAAACGUUGCACUGAAGUUUAGAAAUAGUUAUAGCUUUGUCAUGAUUUUUUUCAACAUAAAAGUAGCAUUUUUCUGUAAUAUAAAAAAAACACUAACCUGAAUCAACAAUACAUUUUAAUAUAAACAAUAUUAAAGUACAAAAUGAAUCGCGAGACAUUAUGAAAACUGUAACAAAUUCUCGUGUGAUGCGUCAACGAAUUUCGUCGCAUUUAUGUAUACUAGAUAUCAUUGUUCGUGGUAAAUUAUAAUUGUUGCCGCUUAAAAUAUAUACACUUAUGAUUAAUGUAAAUUGUUUAUAUUAUAUUUUCCUUGAAUGCGGAAGAUUUGUUUGAAGUAGCUUUUAAUGAAUCGUAGAGACAGCUUUUUGAAUUUGUUUGUAUAUGACUGUUUUGUGUGCUCGUUAGUAACUGCUAAAUUUGUAUAAUCCCUUUGUAUUGCAUUUGGCUCAUUCAUCAUGACAUAAUACGUAUCAAACAAACAUAGUUUUUAAAUUUCCCCCCAAAUUAGUACGUCUUUCGCAUGCAAUUCAUAUCUCAACAGAUUUGGCGUUUGUGAAUAUUAUUCAGAUUCUACUAUGGUAUGCAAAUGCCACAAUUAGUGUAUGAAUAUUGCCAUCGGAGUCGCGUUUUGUUAUUAAAGUGUGCAACUACAAAAUAUAUGAGAUGCUUGAUUAUUAUUUUUUCUAACCGGAUUGGUGUGAAAUCAUGUACGCAUUAUUAAAUGACUGCACGAAAUAUUGGAACUGAUACGUGAAUUGUUGAAAGCUUUUGGCAAUCUUUUUUAACAGUAGUGUUCUUUUACAAAAAUAGAUUUUGCUGCCCUAUAAACUGAUAUUAUACAAUAAAUAUUUAUACUCGA